Molecule: messenger RNA, 1434 nt
Organism: Lucilia cuprina (Australian sheep blowfly)
Lineage: Eukaryota; Metazoa; Arthropoda; Insecta; Diptera; Calliphoridae
Exons: 3
Coding region: 159-1376 (405 amino acids)
Molecular function (GO): protein binding
Source: RefSeq, a predicted model, not a curated record
UACUUAAUUAAAGUGUGAUAAAAUACAUAUUACAAAUAAAAUAAAAAAAAAGCUUUUAUUAUUUCGUUUUAAUCAUUUCUUUCUAAUAUAUUUUCGUCAAGUUGUUUUUCUUCAUUCGUUUUGUGUUUAUUUCUGAACAUAAUAAACCUAUCAAUGUCAUGGAUUCCUUAAAUAACGACUGUCUGAUAGAAAUUGUAAAAUAUCUCAAUUUAAAAGAUCAAAUAACGCUACAUCAAGUGAACAACGGUCUACAGGUGACAGUAACAAGUCUAUGGCUGUUGAAAUACAAACAUGUACAUAUCAAUUUUUUGGAGGUGCCCUUAAGUAAUCAAGAAUUUGAGAUAUUUUUAAAAACUAUACAAGACAUAGUGGAAGUUUUACAAUUGAGAUUUUUAACACAAGAUAAAUAUGUAAUAAUGAAAGAGUUUUGCUUGCCACGAGUGAAAAAUUUUCGUUUCACCCUCAGCAAGCCGUACUUUAUGAAAGACAGUGAUAUAAAAGACUUGAAACAGAUUUUACCAAAUCUAAAUGCAUUUAGUCCACAUGGUAAUUUAACCGGCCUCUAUAUGGCGGAGUGGAGCUCAUUAAAAGAUCUCAAUUUAAGUUUUUGCUUUAAACUUGAAAUGCUGCAAUUUCAGACCAUAAUUAAUAAAUUGAAAUUGGAAAAACUAAAACUAAAUGUUUUUCCCAAUAACAAUCAAUUUGAACAGAUGAAUUUAGUGGAUGCUCAAGUUGAGGAUUUAAAAUAUUUGGAAUUAAAUACAUAUGAAUUUUAUUACUUUCUGGCAAAGCCUCUCAAAGCACUCAAAGAGUUAGUCAUAACGAAUCAUUAUAAUCCAAGACAAUUGUUUGAUGUAUUACUAUCCAUUUGGGAGGCGAACAAGAUACGUCUAGUGGAAACCGCUAAUGUUGAUAAUAUUUUAGUGAAUUGUUUGGAAAUGCAUUUGAAUGUAGAAGAGUUGACUAUAGUCAAUGAUGAAAAUCCAUUACCCGCCAAUACUAUAACCUCCCUCCGUCUAUUGACCAACUUGCGUAAAUUACGCUUUAGAAGCUGUCAAAUAAAAUCAUAUAAUUUUGUAAAUCUUCUUAAGAAUACUCCUCAAUUAAAUGAAAUCAGUUUUGAGCAGUGUCAAUUCGAUGUGGCCAAUAUCUGUGUAAAGGUGGAGGAAAUAGCUGUAAAUCGAACGGAGAAAUUAAGACUGAAUAUGUUAGAGAAUAGACUGAUGGAUAAUUUAGAUACACCAAGUUGGUGCAGGGAAAUGGAAGAUAUGGUGGAUAUAUUAGUGGAAAUACUCGGUGAUCAUAAUUUAUUGGAGUUAACCCAUUUAAAGGGAAGCGACUUAUGUUAUGAACCAUUAUAUGUUGUAUUUCGUUAAAUGUAUUUUAUUGUAUAUUAUAUAUUUCUUUUUAAAGAAAAAAAUCGUGCAUAAUAUU